This is a messenger RNA of Sorex fumeus (smoky shrew), 2121 nucleotides long. RefSeq names its product transmembrane protein 200A (gene TMEM200A). Lineage: Eukaryota; Metazoa; Chordata; Mammalia; Eulipotyphla; Soricidae. The coding region runs from base 358 to 1830 and encodes 490 amino acids. The record is from RefSeq and is a predicted model, not a curated record. The transcript is spliced from 2 exons.
UGCUAGGUGGAGCGUCCCGGGUCUGUGGACUCUCCUAGCGGAGCGCAGAGCCGGCGCAGCCCACCAGGGGGACCCCCACCCUCCCAGGAGGCGUCUGAUAAGAAAGCUAGCGAGGGGCGUGGAGCCCCGGGUCCUUGCGGCGUCUGCUCCAAUAAAACCUGGCGGGGGCCGGGGCUCCCCCGCACUGCUCGGGACACAGGAGGCGCGCGGGCCGUGGGCUGCGGGACUCGGAGCUCAGCCGGCGGCGGGAGGCGCGCGCCGCGGGAGGGUGUGUCGUUUGCACCUUCUGGCCUUGGGGCCCGAAGAGGAGCCGCUGCCGGCCGCUCUUCAUCUUCUCGACGAAUAAAAGAUUGAACUAUGAUAGCAACUGGUGGAGUGAUAACCGGCUUAGCCGCCCUGAAAAGGCAGGACUCUGCCAGAUCGCAACAGCAUGUCAAUAUCUGCCCAUCACCCACAGCCCAAGAGAAGAAACCAGUCAGGCGUCGACCUAGGGCCGAUGUAGUUGUUGUUCGAGGCAAAAUCCGACUUUAUUCUCCAUCGGGAUUUUUUCUCAUUUUAGGAGUGCUUAUCUCCAUUGUAGGAAUUGCCAUGGCAGUCCUAGGAUAUUGGCCCCAAAAAGAACAUUUUAUCGAUGCCGAGACAACAUUGUCAACGAAUGAAACUCAAGUCAUUAGAAACCAAGGUGGUGUUGUGGUUCGCUUCUUUGAGCAACAUUUGCAUUCUGAUAAAAUGAAAAUGCUUGGCCCUUUCACCAUGGGAAUUGGUAUUUUCAUUUUCAUCUGUGCUAAUGCCAUUCUUCAUGAGAACCGUGACAGAGAAACCAAAAUCAUACACAUGAGGGACAUCUAUUCUACCGUCAUAGACAUCCAUGCAUUAAGAAUCAAGGAGCAAAAGCAUAUGAAUGGCAUCUACACUGGUUUGAUGGGAGAAACAGAAGUAAAACAGAAUGGGAGCUCCUGUGCUUCCAAAUUGGCUGCAAAUAGCAUUGCCUCUUUCUCAGGUUUUAGGAGCAGUUUCCGGAUGGACAGUUCUGUUGAGGAAGAUGAGCUUGCUCUAAAUGAAAAUAAUAAGACUUUGGGGCAUCUCAUGCCCCCUUUGCUGUCUGACAGCUCUGUCUCUGUCUUUGGCCUCUACACACCUCCUUCCAAGACUGUGGAUGAUAAGAACAGUGGCCCCAAGAAAUGUGAAACCAAGUCCAUUGUGUCAUCAUCCAUCAGUGCUUUUACUUUGCCCGUAAUCAAACUUAAUAACUGUGUCAUUGAUGAGCCCAGCAUAGAUAACAUCACUGAGGAUGCUGAUAAUUUCAAAAGCAGGUCAAGGAAUUUGUCUGUGGAUUCUCUCCCAUUGCCUAAUACCGGUGAAUCCUUCCAGGCAGUGAAUUCCCUACUCCCUCGGAAUCAUUCUGUUGGAGAGUCAUUGUCAAGCCAGUAUAAGUCCUCUGUGGCCCUUGGGCCUGGAUCUGGGCAGCUCUUGUCUCCUGGGGCUGCCCGAAGACAGUUUGGCUCCAACACAUCCUUGCAUUUGCUCUCAUCACACUCUAAAUCUCUAGAUUUAGACCGAGGACCCUCGACCCUAACUGUUCAGUCAGAGCAACGGAAACAUCCAAGUUGGCCUCGUUUGGAUCGAAGCAACAGCAAAGGAUAUAUGAAACUAGAGAAUAAAGAAGACCCAAUGGAGAGGUUGCUUGUGCCCCAAGCUGUAAUCAAAAAGGACUUUACCAAUAAGGAGAAACUUCUUAUGAUUUCAAGAUCUCACAAUAAUUUGAGUUUUGAACAUGAUGAAUUUUUGAGUAAUAAUCUAAAGCGGGGAACAUCUGAAACAAGAUUUUAAUGAUUAAAAUAUAUAAUUUUGCAGACUAUAUAUUUUUAAACUAUUUUUACCAUUGUUUCCUUGAUAACGCUUUAGUCGUAAACCUUCAAAAUGAAAUGGUGUGUCGUGUACUAGAAGUGGCUGCUUAAUUCUGUAACUGAGAUGGUUUUAAGUUUGGGUUACUUAUUAUUAUGAUACUCUGUAUUGUCACACAUGAGAUUACUUUUUCCAGUCCUUUGAAGCAUGGUCUCUUUAAUUAAUAUAAAUAUAAAUUGCUUCCAUUUGAAUUAAAGCUCAUUUCCUUUACUUUUA